Messenger RNA from Gymnodraco acuticeps, 1943 nucleotides. RefSeq names its product fibroblast growth factor 10b (gene fgf10b). The coding region runs from base 562 to 1308 and encodes 248 amino acids. Lineage: Eukaryota; Metazoa; Chordata; Actinopteri; Perciformes; Bathydraconidae. The record is from RefSeq and is a predicted model, not a curated record. The transcript has 4 exons. Gene Ontology annotation, molecular function: growth factor activity; chemoattractant activity; type 2 fibroblast growth factor receptor binding. Gene Ontology annotation, cellular component: cytoplasm. Gene Ontology annotation, biological process: positive regulation of ERK1 and ERK2 cascade; positive regulation of gene expression; positive regulation of protein phosphorylation.
UGAUCAGCCUCCAGGUGAGGAGAUCAUACCAGGAAUCCUUGUAUCAAGAAACCCAACGAAGUGGAGGCAAAUCACUCUGACUCAACCCUUAGAGCGAGAGGAAGACCUCCCCAGACCGUUACCUCCAUGCUUCAUGAAGGUGGAGUCAUUUGGGGGUAAAUAGAUGAAGAGAGAACACAGAUGGAUUAUCUCACAUGCGCCCGGAUUGACCAGCGUUCCUCUUUAAGUCUUGAUUCCUGCUUUUUCUCCUCAGACUGAAAUCUGAAAAUCCUUUUCUGCACACGUGGAGUGAAGCAGCUAUUGGACAGACUUUCUGAUCUUCAGCCUAAAACUUUAUCGGUGGAGAAGAGGACUCACAUUGACUUGUUGAACACUAUCAAAAAUAAUUGAGAGGGAAAGAAUCUUAUCCAGGUGCUAAAUAAUUGGGACUCUGCAGGGGGACCACCUCGCCGCGUCUGGACUGUGGAGGGCUCCCCUCCCUGCCCUCCCAGCCUUUUCUCGCCCCCAGCAGCAUGUCCCAGGCUCUGAGGCUGCCUGUAGUCCUCCACACAGCACACUACCAUGAUCAGAUGGGCUGCUGGAGGGAGUAAGGCUGCCUCUGCCUCGUCCUGCUCCAGGGCUGGGUUAGGGGCUCACGCUGGGACCAGACUGAGAUCCCCAUCCACACUGCUUUCCUCCCUGUCUUUGCCUCUCCUGGUUGCCCUGGUGUUUUUUUCCUUCUCCCUACCGGGGGCAGCUUGCCACCAGCCCCGCAGAGACAGACUAAGGCUCGCCAACCCUCGAACUCUCAGGGUCCCACUGAACAUUUCUGAGACUGAGGUUGUGUCUAGGCCCAGGGCCACUGGGGGCCCCCUGGGUCGGACUGGGGGGCCACAAGGCAGGCAUGUGCGCAGCUACAAUCAUCUCACAGGGGACAUGCGGAGGAGGAAGCUGUUCUCUUUCCAGAAGUUUUUCCUGAGGAUCGAUAGGGACGGAAAGGUCAAUGGAACCAAGAGCAAGGAUGACCCCUUCAGCAUUCUGGAAAUCACAUCGGUGGACGUGGGAGUGGUGGCCAUCAAAGGGCUGAACAGCAACUACUAUCUGGCUAUCAGCAGGAAGGGAGAGCUGUACGGAGCGAGAGAGUUCGGUGUCGACUGCACCCUGAAGGAGCGCAUUGAGGAGAACGGCUACAACACGUACGCAUCAGCUGAGUGGAGGAACAAGAAGCGGCAGAUGUUUGUGGGUCUGAAUGUCCACGGGAAGCCGCUGAGAGGGAAGAAAACCCGCAGGAAGAACACGGCCACCCACUUCCUUCCAAUUAUGGUGUGAACUGGAGGGAUCAACAGGGGGAGGAGGAUAAGCAGCACUGGACAGAGAGGUUUUCAAUAAUAAAAAAGCUGUAAAAUAAAGACAUUCACUGAGAAAUCUCAUAUUGGAAACAAGGCACUAACACUGUUACACAAAAAAAUAUGGUAUCUGCUCCUGACUUUUACUGAGAUCACGUACUUUAUUUAGUGGGAAAGGAUGAUAUUUGUGUUUUCUGUGGCACCGGAUGCAAUAUUUAUCCUUCUUUUCUGUGCCAAACUGUUGCAACUGGAGUAUGUAUGUAAUGCAGACAACACAGGGGAUACUGUCCCAGCUAAUACUGCGGUAGAUGCAGAAGAUGUUAUUUAUAAUCCACAUUUUACAGCGAGAACCCAGAUAAUCCGCAAGAUAAAAGGAGAGAUGAGACUAGACAAGAUGAGGGAAAUGAUUGGUCAGUUCAUCACCACAGCAUGAAUAAUAGAGGAUGCAACACAUUUAAAGCAAAUGUUUGAUACUUAACCACUGUGUUUUGACUGUAAUGUAAUGAUUUAUUUAUUUUUGUGAAAUAUUUAACUGGAGGGGAAUACUUACAAGGCAAGCAUUCCUUUGCAUUCUUUACUUUUUAUAGGAACUCUUUUAUGUGAAAUUAAAAUAAAAAA